AUGCAAACAAUUACCGUUGAUGCCCUCAUCUGUGGUGGGGGCAUGUCAGGCCUUGCCUGUGCCUCUUUUGCCGCGUCCUCUGGGGCUAAAGUUCUCGUUGUAGAGAAGCAGUCCACCGUGGGCGGGUCAUCCAAUUACUCCGCAGGGAUGUUCUGGGGUCCCAAGUCCUACUCAAGUCUGCGCUCAUGGGUACCAUGGGGAAAUGCCGAUCUCCAAGCCGCCUGGAUGCAAGACUACCUCCCGGCCGUACAAUGGAUGCGUGAAAAUGGUGUCCCAGUGGCGCAGAGAUUUGAUGGUAUUAUGACAAUUGGCAUCGGUUUCCCAAUCAAUAUCCCUCAUCUCCAUGCAUAUCAUCAGCAGCGCAUCAGAGAUAGCAAUACCGGCUCACAAAUAUUCACCAAUACCGCGGUGGUGAAGCUCCUGCAGGAAGUUCCGGGAGUCCCUGGAUCGCGCGUUAUUGGGGCGGUUAUUCGUCGCGCGGAUGGUGCACACUACGAAGUUCGAGCAAAGCGGGUUGUUCUAGCCACUGGGGGAUUUCAAGGUAACCCCAGGCUACUGUCUAUGCAUAUGGGCCAACAUGCAGACGACAUGUUUGUGCGAUCCAACAAGGGAUCGGUGGGAGACGGUUUGAUCCUAGGAACACAAGUAGGUGCAGGUAGCAGUCGUGGGAUGGGCACCUUCUAUGGUCAUUUACUCGCGGCGCCUCUGCAGGCCGAGAAGGUCGACCCACGGGAUUAUUUGCCGUUGGCACAAUAUCAAAGCAAACAUUGCCUGCUUAUCAACGAGAGCGGCCGGAGAUUCGCGGAUGAGACGACCGGCGACGAGAUUAUCAAUCAGUAUCUCGCGAAGCAAGAGAAACGGCGAGGAUUUCUUCUCUUCAACGAUCGCACUCGGACCCAGCACUGCAUCUCCGCACCGUUCCCCAACGCGGGUGAGAUCGAUCGUCUAGCCAAAGCUCAGGAACACGGCUGCCGUGUCGGUAGUGCGCCGAGCAUCAACGGGCUGGUCGACAUACUCAAAGAAUGGGGAGUAAACGAGACACAGGCUCGAAGGACAAUUGAACAAUAUGAUCAGGUCAUCCGGCUAGGUAACUCGACUGUGGCGUUAGAUGCCCCUGUCGGGGCAGGCGGAAAACCUCCAGUCCCCUUAGUAGAGGGCGACGGACCCUUCUUUUGUAUGGAAGUGCAGCCAUCAAUUACAUUCACGUACGGUGGCAUUAGAAUCGACCCUAGGGGCCGCGCGUUGACGACCGAUGGAAAUCCCAUCCCAGGGCUGUUAGUUGCUGGGGUUGAUGGAGGAGGGUUCAGUAACCUCGGAUAUGCGGGCGGCUUGGCUCUUGCCUUUGUGACGGGCUUCUGGGCUGCAAAGGCAAUUGCGAUCGAGUUGAAUCUGCCGGUCCCUAGCUUGCCAGCCGCAGACCAGCGAGAUGCAGUAGAUCGAGACGUUGGAAUGGGAAGUAAACUGUAA
Aspergillus neoniger CBS 115656 is the source of this 1467-nucleotide messenger RNA. RefSeq names its product FAD-dependent oxidoreductase. NCBI's taxonomy places the organism in Eukaryota, Fungi, Ascomycota, Eurotiomycetes, Eurotiales, Aspergillaceae. The record is from RefSeq and is a predicted model, not a curated record. The transcript has 6 exons. Bases 1 to 1467 code for a protein of 488 amino acids.